AUGCGGCCGAAGCGUGCCAUGGGCGACGACGAGGGCCACUGGAAGGUGACGGGAGCUGAGAAGCCGGUCCUCGGCGGCACCGACGGCAAGGAGGUGAUAGGGACACGUCGCGCGCUCACGUUCCACGAGGACACCUUCGAGUUGAACGACUUCGUGCUGUGCAAGAUUACAAACAGGUCGCUGAGUGUGGAGGGCGACGAGGAGGAGCAACCGACACCUGACGGAGGCGGCGGCGAGCCAUACGAGAAGCAUCUCCCAGAGCAGCAGCAGGCAGGCGGUGGAGGCGCCGGGACACAGGCAGGCCAACAGCAGCCAGGACCGUCUGGCGGUGGCGCCGCGUCACAUGGCAAUCAGCAACCAGCACCGGCCGAAGCUCCGCUCCCCGACUGUGGCGUCGACCUUGGCGAUAAUAUUUUUAGUAUGGAUGUGGUGGACUGGUUUGUUUUCUAA
This is a messenger RNA of Miscanthus lutarioriparius, 450 nucleotides long. NCBI's taxonomy places the organism in Eukaryota, Viridiplantae, Streptophyta, Magnoliopsida, Poales, Poaceae. The record is from the annotation of a GenBank genome assembly.